AUGCAUCCUGGCGGUAACAAGUUAUAUCGAGAUCUUCGUGAGCUAUACUGGUGGCCAGGGUUGAAACGCGAAGUUACUGAAGGUAGCUGGGAGGAUUAUUUGCCAUUGGCAGAGUUUACUUAUAACAACAGCUACCAGUCUAGUAUUCGAGUGGCAUCGUUCGAGGCGUUGUAUGGUCAUAGGUUUCGUACUCCUACCUAUUGGACUGAGCUGGGUAAGCGGCAAAAGUCUUAUGCAGACUUGAAGCGUAAAGAGAUCGAGUACUUUGUGAGGGAUUAUGUCUUUCUCAAGAUCUCACCAUGGAAGAAAAUUUUGAGGUUUGGGCGGAAAGGCAAGCUUAGCCCUAGGUUUAUUGGACCUUACCAAAUACUUAGGCGGGUGGGACUGAUAUUGGAUCGUGAUUUUAAGGUAUUAAGAAAGAAAUCUGUUCCACUGGUCAAAGUGCUUUGGCGUAAUCACGGUUCAAAGGAAGCCGCAUGGGAGCCUGAGGAGGCGAUGCGACAUCAAUACCCUCACUUAUUCUGA
Molecule: messenger RNA, 525 nt
Organism: Gossypium arboreum
Lineage: Eukaryota; Viridiplantae; Streptophyta; Magnoliopsida; Malvales; Malvaceae
Exons: 4
Coding region: 1-525 (174 amino acids)
Molecular function (GO): nucleic acid binding
Source: RefSeq, a predicted model, not a curated record